Messenger RNA from Kickxella alabastrina, 2439 nucleotides. RefSeq lists its product as uncharacterized. Lineage: Eukaryota; Fungi; Kickxellomycota; Kickxellomycetes; Kickxellales; Kickxellaceae. The record is from RefSeq and is a predicted model, not a curated record. The coding region runs from base 37 to 2358 and encodes 773 amino acids. The transcript has a single exon.
CAGCAUUCAGAGUUUUAAAAUCUUUACAAUAUAUAGAUGGUUAGUCGCACCACUCCAAUACAAAGUUUUCGACUUCGCGGCCCCUAUCUCAUAUAUUCCAUUUUCCUUAAAUUUUAUAUGCUUUUUUUACCCGAAGACGCUAAAAACAUGAGCGGCCAACAAAAGAGCACAACAACGGGGCCCAAUUAUGCUGUUGUCAACAUUCACACCCCCCUCGACUUUAACCCUUCUCUUCCAACGCUCCUCACAGCAAAACCACCAAUAAAAUACAACACCGCCCACAAAGGAGCAGCCGCAGCAGCCAACGACACAACCUCAACUCUCGCAUCCACAGAAUCUUCAAAACACAUGUAUCGAAACACUCUGCGCAUCCAACAUUACACCAAUAAACACCACCAUCAGUCACUCCACUCGGACAGCUUUAGCACACCACCGGCAGCCAAGAUGAGCGAGUUCGAGACCGACCAUCAUUUAUCAUCCAUCAGCAGAGAGGCGACAAUCCGGGGAAUGGCGGGCGCGUGGUUAAAUGUCCUUGAUGCGGGCGAGGACACAUGGAGAAGAAUAUCAGUGCCGCCUGGAAUCACCGUUGGACAGGCGCGGGAUAUUUGCAUGCUGCGGUUCAACAUAUGGCAGCGCAUUCUCAAAGACCAGUCACAACCCACGCCGAUACCACCUAGUGCCAUCAGCAGCAGCACCAGUACAGGAGCAGUAUCCUCCUCGCGCACUAGCUGCACAAGCAGCACUGCGCGAAAACAACCCCACCACUACGAGCUUUACUGGCCGGCGGGCUCGCAAUGGCUGGACGCAGAUUUUCUCCUCUCCACAUAUGGAAUUAAACCAGGCGACACUGUUAUUCUGCAGGACCGCGACCAAGCGCAGGAAUCGUCCGCAAUAGUAGAAACACUGUUGAAUAUCAACAAAGCCCAGCAGCGCGCACAGUCCACGGGCGCCGAGGGACAGAUAUAUUAUUUGCAUGCCAAGGGAAUUGCCACAUCGUGGCAGCUCUGCUGGCUGGUGCUGCGGAACCAGGAGCUGCACUGCUAUGCAAGUAACCGUGCAGGCACCGGUCCGUUGUCGGAGAAAUCUUUGGUGGUGGUUGAUUUGAGCUGUGGGUUUCGGCUCGUCAACCACAGAAUUGUCGGUGGCAGCAGUAGCAUGGCGGAUACAACGGGAGAUUCGGCAAGUAUGUACUCGGACAGUUCCAGCAUCAAGGCUACCCUUAGUCUUGCUGCCACGGCCACUGGUAAAUUGCAGUUGCAGCAAAUGAGUGGCAGUAGCAGUGUCGCGCCGCUGAUUAUUCGCAGCAAUACAUCCGACAGCACCCACGUAUUCUGCGCGCUAACGCCCACCGACCACGACCAUUGGCGCCAUGCGUUGCAUAUGGCCCAAGGGCCCGGCAGUCAGAAAAGUGACCACAGCAGCGCUGGCAUGCUUCCCAAGCCCCGAUCGUCGACCAUCGCCAAGCAACCGCAGCACCGGCAGUACCGAUCAUCUGUGCAAAUGACAUCCACACCAAGUCCAGGCCCCCUCUUCAUUGCCAAUGCAUUCCGCCGGCACAAAGGGCACAGUCCUGUGGGUUUCUUCUGCAGAUGUGUGCUUAUUUCUGGGUUCCUCUAUGGGUUCCGUACAAUAAUAUCUGACACAGAUAUCCUCACACAUGUGGCAACGGCGGACUUUACUGUUCCUCUCAACCCGAUCACCGUUUGCGUAUCGCGUGAGACCAGCGGCAACAGCCACUUGAUCCGAGUAUCUGAUGCAUAUAUGGGCACUGAAAUCAUGCUGCUUGAUGUCGGCGGGCCAGACAAAGCCCAUUUGUGGAUCGAUGCGCUUGCAAAUAUUGCCGGAAUACAUAUUGCCGGCGACAACACGAUGCGCUGCAAUAAGCGCAGCCAGGCGAUGCGGCAGUCGAAAUCACACGGGUCGAUCAUUUCGCGCAUGGAGUGGCCAAUGCCGCCGACUACUGUGCCACGCAUAGUGCCUCGGGGGAUCAAGAGUUCACCUGCUGCUCCUGCCGUUGCUGAGGAUACGAGUGACGGCGCACGGCAGCAGCACCGGCAUCGGCACCAGCACCAGUACCAGUAUGAGCAGGAGCAGAAGCAACGUGAGAAGCAGAAGGAAGUGCUUGUGGGACUGCAUAUGCCAGAGUUUGGCAGAAACCCAUCGUUGAACCUUGUUGAUUUACGGUUUGGCGAGUCUUCUGCCUCUGCUGGCAGCAUGGAUAUUGAUGCGGUGCGCAGUGCUGCUAAUGCCAAUUCCUCUAGUAAUACCAGUAGUGGCGAGAACCGUCCGGAUCGUGUGCCGAUAUUGCAGGCUUGCUUGGCGUGGUUUAAACGCCCCGGAGCAUCAUUUGUCAAGUAGGUUGACUGGUUAAUAUAAUUCAAGCAACAACCGCAAAAUCAAUUGAUUAUUACUUUUUGAGUUUGGGUGGGAAAGUAUCGG